Molecule: messenger RNA, 1565 nt
Organism: Phoenix dactylifera (date palm)
Lineage: Eukaryota; Viridiplantae; Streptophyta; Magnoliopsida; Arecales; Arecaceae
Source: RefSeq, a predicted model, not a curated record
GCAGGGAGAGGGGACAGCGCUACUUCAAGCUAUCAAGAUCCCGGAGCAUUGCCUCUAGGUGUUUUUCUGAGAAAAAAAAAGAAGCAAAGACAAAGGGGAGAAGGGCAUGGAGUGUGCUGCGAGGGCAGGGGAGGGCCAUGCGUCUCCGGCCCGCCCACCCGUCGCUGUGGCCUCUGCGGUGCCGUCGCUUACUGCUCCCCCUCCCACCAGAUGUUGCAUUGGAAUGAACAUAAAGACGAAUGUGCAAGGCUUGAAGAACAGAUGAGACAUGCAGAUUUCUUGAAUGAUUUUCCCUUUACAUUCUCUAUGGAAGUGAUACGCUCGGUCACGAGAUGUUCUUUUUUAAUGUCUAAGGGUCUUCACCAAAUUGGGCUAUGGAAAUCAGAAUGCAGCUGUAAACCAGCAGUGGUUUCUACCAAUUAUUCAUGGUUUUUCUCCAUCAUAUUUUUCAUUGGCGCAUCGUGGGAAACUGCCUACUAUGACUUGUUACUUUAUUCAUGCAAUAUAAGUUUAAUUUAUGCCUUUCUUUGCAAACAAUUGGCAGUUUGUUUUAUAUGUCUGUUUAACUACUAUUUCGUUAGCAGGAUACUUGAUGAUUGGAAACUUCCAAGUUCCCUAUGCCCAUGUACUGAACCAAAAAGUCCACUAUCAACUUGUUUGAGGAGUUGGAAAGAUUAUUAUGAAUGGCGAUGCCUUCCAUUUGAUUCACCAGUUGCUUUAUUACUUCAUUGGCCACUUACCAUAUACCACUGCUAUCAACUCUUAGCUGUUCGAAGUUAUUCAGAAGUUGGCAACAGAUUGUGCAUACAUUAUUUAGUAACAACUCUUGAAACUUCCUCCAAAUCUUUUAGAUGUGUUAUUUGUUAUUUCUUAACUUUCUCCCAAACUUUUAACAGGAUUUCCUAUCCUCAGCUGAUUGUUGCAUCAAAUGCUGGUGUUGCUGCUUAUUCCAAUUGGUUACCAACAAUUAAACUUAUCAAGGAGAUGGGUGUCCCAGCGGUAUUUUCUGACUUCUGCGAAGAAGCUGCAUAUCUUGGUGCCCGUUGCAUAAGCACUAUGACUUGUCAACCUCUCAAGCCACCAAUUCAGAUAAAUCCAUUCAGGCAGCCGAUGGAGGUGGAAGAUAGUGCAGUAUAUCUCCCCUGCUAUUCAAAUUGCUUUCUGUUUGGCAUUUGAUGUUAUGGAAGUGCGACACUGGAUGCUCUGGUAUUUUUCCUUCUUCUAACCUGUCAAAUCAUUGGUGUAGAAUUUUUAGCUUCAGAACUGAUAAACAGAACAUGAUCUCUCUUAAUGGCGGAACAGAAGAUCUACAAAGAAAAUAGGAAUUAAUAGGUUUGUAUUUGCUAGUGUAAAAGCAAAUAUAUCAUAGUGGUAGCUGUAGAGCAGUCUCUUAAUCUGAAAGGAACAAGAACUUUCAUGUAACUAGUCCAUGUGAGUCCCUUUUUUGGGAAAUUUAUGCAGUCCUAAUUCUUUAGUUAUGCAUCUGUUAGAUUAUCAUCUGCAAAUAGUGCUCAAUUUUCAUGAGAAGAAUAGUACAAGAUGCAAGAAUAGACUAGUUUCCUGUU